This is a messenger RNA of Pipra filicauda (Wire-tailed manakin), 5321 nucleotides long. It is a transcript of the gene PRDM15, whose product is annotated as PR/SET domain 15. Gene Ontology annotation, cellular component: nucleus; cytoplasm. Gene Ontology annotation, molecular function: DNA-binding transcription factor activity; histone deacetylase binding; RNA polymerase II cis-regulatory region sequence-specific DNA binding. The coding region runs from base 70 to 3609 and encodes 1179 amino acids. The record is from RefSeq and is a predicted model, not a curated record. Gene Ontology annotation, biological process: cell fate commitment; regulation of transcription by RNA polymerase II. NCBI's taxonomy places the organism in Eukaryota, Metazoa, Chordata, Aves, Passeriformes, Pipridae. The transcript has 25 exons.
CCGGAGCGGAUCGGAACCCGGAGCGCGGAUCCGAUCCGGGUCUGGCCAUUGCCGGGGCAGGUUUAAAAAAUGGCCGAAGAUGGCAGUGAUGAGAUUAUGUUUAUUUGGUGUGAGGACUGUGGGCAGUACCAUGAUUCAGAGUGUCCUGAGCUGGGCCCAGUGGUGACAGUCAAAGACUCCUUUGUCUUGAGCAGGGCAAGGUCAUCUCUGCCUUCUAAUUUGGAGAUAAGACAACUGGAAGAUGGGACUGAAGGAGUGUUUGCUCUGACCCAGCUGGUGAAACGCACCCAGUUUGGCCCAUUUGAGUGCAAGAGAGUUCUCAAGGUGGAAAAAGAAUCAGUUUUUCCCCUGAAGGUGUUCCAGAAGGAUGGGCCCCUGGUGUAUUUUGACACCACAAACGAGGACGAUUGCAACUGGAUGAUGAUGGUGCGACCGGCCACCGAGUAUGAGCACCAAAACUUAACUGCCUUCCAGCAUGACAAUGACAUUUACUUCACCACCUGCCAGGAUAUCCCGCCAGGGACUGAGCUGCGAGUGUGGUAUGCAGCUUUUUACGCCAAAAAAAUGGAAAAGCCAGUGCUGAAGCAGGUCCCUAGUGUUGCCAAUGAUGUGUGCUUGGCAGUGAUGGAAUCUGAUAAAGAAGGGAAUAAGGUCUCUUCAAAACCUUCUGCUGUCUUACCCCAUAAAAAAACAAAGAAAUCCAGCAUAUCAGCAGCUGAUCCAGCAGUGAACACUCCGGAAGGCAGUGGAACAGCAGAAGCAAAGCCCAGCCAGUGGAUGUGUAAAGUGUGUUCAUCUGCUUUCCAGGAGCCUCAACUGCUGACAGAGCACUUGCUGAGUCACCUGGAACAAGCCAAAGGUGCCCCCCAGCCCAGCCCAAAUGAUGCUGUGGCAGAGAAGGCAGCAGAGGCUCCCCCCAUGGAGCAGCCAGAGCCCAGUGAUGCAGCCAGUGCCAGCACAGACUCCAGGAGAAAGGCCAGGAGGGGGAGAAAGGCCAAAACACCAAAAGCAGAAGCACCUCUUGUCGUUGAUGAAGAGAAAGAUCCCGCAGUGGAACAUGUGGCUGACAUUGUAACUGAGCUCCCUCCAGAAGAGCUCGCCCUGCCUCCACCUGCAGAGGAGAGGAUUAUGGAUUUGGUUUUAGGAAAGAUGCCUAGCACCACAAAUAGCAUCAGCUCAGUGACAAAUAGGUUUGCUCAUCACCAAAACACCAUGUCCCUCAAAAGAAGUUUAAUUCUCUCUAGUAGACACAGGAUACGGCGGAAGCUGAUAAAGCAGCUUGGGGAGCACAAGCGGGUCUAUCAGUGCAGUAUCUGCAGUAAGAUCUUCCAGAACAGCAGCAACCUCAGCAGGCACAUCCGUUCUCAUGGUGACAAACUAUUUAAAUGUGAGGAAUGUGCAAAGCUGUUCAGCAGGAAGGAGAGCUUGAAGCAGCACGUUUCAUACAAGCACAGCAGAAACGAAGUUGACAGUGAGUACAGGUACAAAUGCACCACGUGUGAAAAGGCCUUUCGGGUAGAGAGUGCACUGGAAUUCCAUAACUGCAGGACAGAUGACAAGACUUUCCAGUGUGAGAUGUGUUUCAGAUUCUUUUCUACAAACAGCAACCUUUCAAAACACAAGAAAAAGCACGGGGAUAAGAAGUUUGCAUGUGAAAUCUGCAAUAAGAUGUUCUACAGGAGGGAUAUCAUGCUAGACCAUCAAAGAAGACACUUGGGAGGGGUGAGGCGUGUGAAAAGAGAAGACUUUGAGCACAGCACGGAGAACAUGGUUCGCUACAAGAAGGAGCCUUCGGGAUGCCCCGUGUGUGGGAAGGUAUUUUCAUGUAGGAGCAACAUGAACAAACACCUUCUAACACAUGGAGACAAGAAGUACACUUGUGAAAUCUGUGGACGUAAAUUUUUCAGGGUGGAUGUGUUGAGAGAUCAUAUUCAUGUCCAUUUUAAGGACAUAGCCCUCAUGGAUGAUCACCAGAGAGAAGCAUUCAUUGGUAAAAUUGGAAUCUCAUCAGAGGAAAAUGAUGACAACUCUGAUGAAAGUGCAGAUUCUGAGCCUCACAAGUAUAGCUGCAAAAGGUGCCAGCUGACUUUUGGCAGAGGGAAGGAGUACCUGAAGCACAUCAUGGACGUGCACAAGGAGAAGGGCUACGGCUGCAGCAUCUGCAACCGGCGCUUCGCCCUGAAGGCGACGUACCACGCACACAUGGUCAUCCACCGGGAGAACCUGCCUGACCCCAAGGUGCAGAAAUACAUCCACCCAUGUGAAAUCUGUGGAAGGAUUUUUAACAGUAUAGGAAAUCUGGAAAGACAUAAGCUUAUACAUACAGGUGUAAAAAGUCAUGCUUGUGAGCAAUGUGGCAAAUCAUUUGCUAGGAAAGACAUGUUAAAAGAACAUAUGCGAGUCCAUGAUAAUAUCCGAGAAUACUUGUGUGCAGAGUGUGGCAAAGGAAUGAAGACAAAACAUGCACUUCGUCACCACAUGAAACUUCACAAAGGGAUUAAGGAAUAUGAGUGCAAGGAAUGCCACCGAAAAUUUGCACAGAAGGUCAAUAUGCUGAAGCAUUACAAAAGACACACAGGAAUCAAAGAUUUCAUGUGUGAGCUCUGUGGGAAGACGUUUAGUGAGAGAAACACAAUGGAGACUCACAAGCUGAUUCAUACAGUAGGAAAACAGUGGACAUGUUCAGUGUGUGAUAAGAAGUAUGUCACUGAUUACAUGCUACAGAAGCACAUCCAGCUCACUCAUGAUAAGGUGGAAGCCCAGAGCUGUCAACUGUGUGGGACAAAGGUUUCUACCAGAGCCUCCAUGAGUCGGCACAUGAGGCGUAAACAUCCAGAAAUCCUUUCAGUGAGGAUUGAUGAUUUAGAGCAGCUGCCAGAGACAACUACCAUUGAUGCCUCUUCGAUUGGGAUUGUUCAGCCGGAAUUAGCCUUGGAACAGGGCGAAUUACCAGAAGGGAAACAGCACAUAAAAGCUCCUAAACGUGGCCAGAAACGAAAACAAAAGUCGGGUGAGGAGGAGGAAGCUCAAGUGCCUGAGGACCCUGCCUUCAGUGAAUACACAGAGAAGGAAGGUGAAUUCACAGGGAAUGUUGGAGAUGAGACUAAUUCAGCUGUACAGAGCAUCCAGCAGGUGGUGGUGACCCUCGGCGACCCAAACGUCACGGCCCCUUCCAGCUCUGUGGGGCUCACAAACAUCACCGUCACUCCCAUCACAACAGCAGCUGGGACCCAGUUCACAAACCUCCAGCCAGUGGCCGUGGGCCACCUGACUGCCCCGGAGCGCCAGCUGCAGCUGGACAACUCCAUCCUCACCGUCACCUUCGACACCGUCAGCGGCUCCGCGAUGCUGCACAACCGCCAGAACGACGUUCAGAUCCAGCCCCAGCCAGAGGCGACCAACCCCCAGUCCGUGGCCCAUUUUAUAAACCUGACCACCCUGGUGAACUCCAUUGCUCCUCUGGGGAACCAGAUUUCGGAACAGCACCCCCUGACCUGGAGGUCAGUGCCUCAGACUGAUGUCCUGCAGCCCCAGGCGCCGGCGACGCAACAGCAGCCGGGGCAGCAGCCGGUUCAGACAGAGCAGCAGCAGCAGAUGUACAGCUACUAAUUUAUAACUUUGGGAAGUUUUGAAAUGGACUGUACUCAGAGACAAAAAAAAAAAAAAAAAAAAAAAAAAAAAAAACAAAACAUUGGAAAAUUUCUAAUAGGAUUGUUUGCUGGAUACCAAACAGAGACGGGAAAAUGUUUAUACAGUGAGGUGUGAGGUAAAAUUGGCGUAGCAGCACCCUGCAGCACCCUGAUCUGAGAUUCUCAUGCUGUCUGUAGACCUUGCACUGUCUUAACAAAACAAAAAAGGAAAAAAAAAAUCUCACCACAAAUUCAGCAUCCCCUUGCACUCGUGCAGUAAGAUUGAGAUUUGACAGGUGUCAAAUCAUCAUACACCUUAACCAAAGCAGGGAAAUCCUAAAUGUUACGGCACUUGUGAUGUACAAAACCCUUUCAGCCAUACCAUGUCACUUCUCUGCAGUCUGGAAGUGAAAUGUGAAGACCUUGUUCACAGUGAGUGGAAUGUACUUGUGGUCAGCUGGUAGAGACUGAAACGUGAAGACACAAAUGGGCAAAACAAUAAUUGUCUUUGUUUCUUAUUUUCUUUAGGUCUUGUAUCUUAACAACACUGGUAAACUAGGUGGAAUUUGGGGCUUUGGGGUGGGCAUGAGUGUGGUGUGGAAGAAAAUAUACCCAUUUUACAAAGUAUUUCCAUUUUAGUCAUGGGAAAAACCCUGUACCCGUCACACAGUGUUAGUGCUACUUGAAUCAGAUAGCUGGUCUGAUGCUAAAGCAACUUUUGGGGUCUUCUAGUCAAGUUUGAAUCAAACCAAUUACAAACUGAAAAAAAAAAAAAAAAAGAAUGUGAUACAGUUUUAUGUAAUUUUUCAAACCUGCUCUUUCAAUCUUGCUUUUAGCUAAUAGGCCUGAAGAGCAAUCAGUCCCCUUUGAUCAAGUUCAGGAUGUGAAUUUUUUUCAAUUCGACUUAUUUCAUCGUGUAAUAAACAUUUGAGAAAGCAUUCUUUUUAUAUAUAUAUACAUAUACAUAUAUAUAUAUAUAGCCUUUGUACUUUACUGUGUGUUCCUGGUGAAUAUUUGUGUGAAAAACAUUGUUGCCAAUACGAUUCAUUGAUUUUUUUCAUCCCCAUGUUGCCUUUUCUCACGGAAAUAACGUAUGGAUUCUGUUCCUUCUGUUUCCAGAAGUAUUUCCAAAAUCCGUGGCCACACACAGGGUUGUGUGUCAUGCAGGAAAAGGGAAUGUCUGAAGCAUUUUCUGUGUGCUGCCACAUGGAGUCAGUGUGCCCCAGUGUAUAACGGGCAAGGUUUGCAUGACUGUUGGGGAUACAAAUAGUGGGUUGGGUCAAGGACAUCUUUGCUGACACUUCACUCUCAUUCCAUUCUCCAUACAUUGAUGUGCAGUCUGGACUUUAGCAUGUCAAGAAGAUAGUACUGUUCCCACAGGAAGAAAAAAGAAAAAAGAGCUGAUAGCAAAAAGGAAUAAACUAAAAAAAAAAUAAAUAUAUAUAAUAUAUAAAAUAUGUUGCUGCCUGGAAUCCUGAAAGGCAAAUCUGUCCUUCCAGCUGAAGAACAAGGUCCUUUGGGGCAGCAGACUGAGCCACAGAACCUUGCUGGGGAUUCUUGCUGAGGAUAAAGCAGCUGCUGUGUUUGACAGAUGGAUUGAUGGUUGUAAAAAUCCUGUCUGUGCCUGUCAUAGUUAUGAAAAUGUUCCAUGUAUUAGCAAAAAUACAAAUAGGAAUGACUUCAGCUUUGAAA